AUGGCUACGGCUGCCGUCUUCGCUGAGCUGAGCGUCUGUGCGAUUCCGGUGGACCUGGACCCCGAAGCGCUCAUUAUGCAUAUACUGAACAACUACAAGACGCAUGUUUCAAUCUACGGCUACGGAUACGGAAACUCGUAUGAAAGACGGUAUAUAGACAUGGUCUCAAGCGCUGAAGCAAACGGUGAGGAGGUGGAGGACGAGGCCGUGAAGGAGCAGGAAAACGGACAAACCGGCACACCCACCUAA
Messenger RNA from Neurospora tetraspora, 249 nucleotides. RefSeq lists its product as uncharacterized. The record is from RefSeq and is a predicted model, not a curated record. Bases 1 to 249 code for a protein of 82 amino acids. Lineage: Eukaryota; Fungi; Ascomycota; Sordariomycetes; Sordariales; Sordariaceae. The transcript is spliced from 3 exons.